AUGUUAAGAAAUUUGUUAAAUAUAGCUCGAACUAAGAUAAAAUGGGACAAUUUGUUUAGUUUAAAGUCAUGCAGGAGUUGUUCUACAGCCAACGAUAUUACCAGACUGAAAUACGAUCCGAAUGACGUUAAUUCACUUAUGGAGUUUGAAGGAAUCUGGCCAGAAGAUGCGAAGGAGCAGUUUAUUAAAGAUAUGAGAGUUGUGGAAAGCUUCAUAAGUGAUAAAGAAGAACAAGAAAUCCUAACUGAAAUUGAGCCGUAUUUAAAGCGUUUAAAGUAUGAAAGAGAUCACUGGGACGAUGCUAUUAAUGUAUUUAGGGAAACUGAAAGAAAAUCUUGGUACCCACAAAAUAGAACUAUAAUUAAUCGACUCAUUCAAACAGCAUUUAAAAAAGAUGCAAGCACUUUACCACACAUUCAUGUACUGGACCUUGCCGCUGACGGAGUAAUUAAGCCACACGUUGAUUCCGUACGAUUUUGUGGAUCCACAAUCAGUGGAUUAUCCCUACUUUCUGAUGCUGUAAUGAAAUUAGUUCAAAGUACGACAGAUCCAUUUGAGGCACCAGAUGAAUAUAGACAACAGCCAAAAGUUGACACAUCUAAUUUAUAUUCAUGUAAAGUGCUGCUUAGAAGAAGAUCACUUUACAUUAUGAGUAAUUCUGCUAGAUAUAAUUUCACACAUGAACUAUUGAGCAACGAGGAAUCAAUCUUUAAGGGUCAAACAGUUGAAAAAGGAAGAAGAAUAUCAAUAAUUUGUAGAGAGGAACCUUAA
Messenger RNA from Chironomus riparius, 771 nucleotides. Lineage: Eukaryota; Metazoa; Arthropoda; Insecta; Diptera; Chironomidae. The record is from the annotation of a GenBank genome assembly.